AAACAGGAGGGACCCGUGCAUGCGCAGUACGUACCUAAUCCUUUUAAGCUGUAAGAGAGAAGCUGGGAGAGCUUCUUCAUAUAGAAAUUAAAUAUUUAUUCUUUAUUUUGUUAAAGUUAGCCUUCUUAUAGAUGGAGGUACGAAAAGAAUACCUGCGGGGCUGGGAGACCUUUAGCUGGGCCAACUGAAGCCAAAUAGACCGCGAACAGAAGGGGAGGCUAUCUCGGAGAGAAGAACCCAAGAACAGGAAAAAAAAUAAAUAAAGAAAAAGAAAAAAAAUCCUCCUCCUUCCAGGCGGAAAGGGCUGCGGCUGCCCUGUAUCAGAUCAGCCCGCCUGUAGAAUGGCUCACCUCCUGAGGAACCAGCCAAGUAAACUGUUAUCAGCAGCGCGCUUAGAGAGAAAAAGCUUAAGUGAGAAAUGGGUCGUUUUGUGACAAUAGGAGAAAAACGUACAAUACAAGCCGAAGUGAGGGCAGCAGCGGAGGUUCCUGCAAAACGCAGAAGCUGAAAAUAUUACAAAGCUUAUUUAAAACAGGCCUUUACAUGGACCGGGUCCAGCGAUGCAUGUGGCCUCAAUGUGUUGUAUGCGGCGAACUACCCAGCAAACGACAGUAUGCAGCCCUGCAAGCUACACCGGCAUCUCGAAACAAGACACCUAAACCCGUAGAGUUUUUUUGUAGGAAGCUCAAUGGGUUAACAGGACAAAAAACGUGUACUGUUAACUUGAAGGCUACGGAGGCUUCUUACCGUGUGGCUUUACUCAUUGCCAAAGCUGGUAAGCUGCACAACAUAGGUGAGAAACUACUACUUCCAGCUGCAAAGGAUAUGUGCUCAGGAUGAUAGGAGAGAAAGCAGCAUCACAGCUAGACGUGAUCCCACUUUCAAACGACAGUUUCUCGCCGUAUUGAGGAGAUGACCACUGAUGUAAAAGAGCAGCUCUAGAAAGUGUUUGUCAGAGCCCAUAUUUUUCAAUUCAGAUAGAUGAGUCUACCGAUAUAUCCAAUGCUGCACAGCUACUGGUGUAUAUUUGUUUUGCUACAGCAACAGAAUUAAAAGAGGAAUUUCUGUUUUGCCGUCCACUUCCAAAUGGUGAAGCGCUUUUUAAAUUAUUGCAUGGUUUUGUCCAAGACACUGGCCUUUAUUGGGGACGUUGUUUUGGAAUUUGCAGCGAUGGCACAAGGUCUAUGACAGGACAGUAUAGCGGGCUUGUGACAAGGGUACAAGAAGUGGCCCCCACAGCAACCUGGAAUCAUUGUAUAAUCCACAGACGGGCAUUGGCUCCUAAGAAGGUGCCAGAGGAGCUUAGCAAUGUUCUUUCUGUUGCAGUGAAAAUCGUAAACUUUACAAAGUCGUGACUGGUUAAUUCAAACAUUUUUGCCAUUUUAUGUGAAGAGAUGGGGGCAAACUUCACACAGUUGUUGUUACACGCAGAAGUCCGUUGGCUGUCCAGGGGCAAGGCGCUGACAAGACUAUGUGAACUGCACGAGGAAGUCUUUUUGUAUUUUUCUUGCAGACAAUAACUCUCCACUUGUACAGCACGCCAGUGACACUCGUUGGAUAUCCUUGUUGUCAUAUCUGGCUGACACAUUGGAGCGACUGAAUUCUCUGAAUGUGUCACUUCAGGGACGAGAUGCAAAUGUUUUCAUUGCUAAUGAUCGGAUAGCAGCAUUCAUUAACAAACUUGAACUGUGGGAUCUGAGUUUCGUGAGUUAACAGACUGGGCCCUGAAAGCCCUCAUUCCGUUUUCAUCCACCUACCUAUGCGAGUCCGGAUUCUCAGCAUUAACUGCAAUCAAAACAAAGUAUCGCUCCCGGCUUACUGCUGAAGAUGACUUCCGUCUCCCUUUUGACACUGCAACCUCGAAUACUACUACAUUGUACGGCGAGGAAACAAACACACCCCUCCCACUGUUAAGAACUCACGGCUGGACCCUGAGGAGUACUUCACGAAGUUGGAGCGGAUAGGGAAGGGCUCUUUUGGGGAGGUGUACAAGGGGAUCGAUAACCGCACCAAGGAGGUGGUGGCCAUCAAAAUCAUCGACCUGGAGGAGGCAGAGGAUGAGAUCGAGGACAUCCAGCAGGAGAUCACGGUGCUGAGCCAGUGCGACAGCCCCUUCGUAACCAAGUACUACGGCUCCUACCUCAAGGGGACCAAGCUCUGGAUCAUUAUGGAGUACCUGGGUGGUGGCUCAGCCCUGGACCUGCUGAGGCCUGGCCCCCUGGAGGAGACCUACAUCGCCACCAUCCUGCGGGAAAUUCUGAAGGGUCUGGACUACCUGCACUCGGAGAGGAAGAUCCACCGGGACAUCAAAGCUGCCAACGUCCUGUUGUCUGAACAGGGUGACGUGAAGCUGGCGGACUUCGGGGUGGCAGGACAGCUGACGGACACCCAAAUCAAGAGGAACACAUUUGUGGGGACACCCUUCUGGAUGGCCCCUGAGGUUAUAAAACAGUCAGCCUACGAUUUCAAGGCAGAUAUCUGGUCCCUGGGGAUCACAGCCAUCGAGCUGGCGAAGGGCGAGCCCCCAAACUCAGACCUGCACCCCAUGAGAGUGCUAUUCCUCAUCCCCAAAAACAACCCCCCCACCCUGGAGGGGACCUACAGCAAACCCUUUAAAGAGUUUGUGGAGGCCUGUCUCAAUAAGGACCCACGAUUUAGGCCCACAGCCAAAGAGCUGCUCAAGCACAAGUUCAUAAUGCGCUACACUAAGAAAACGUCCUACUUGGCAGAGCUCAUCGACAGGUACCGGCGCUGGAAAUCUGAGGGGCAUGGGGAGGAAACCAGCUCAGACGAUUCAGACAUGCUGACCCGACAGCCGGUCUGUAUUCACAGGGACGGGGAUGCAGAGGACAGAGACCAGUGUCCAGUCUGGACGUUUCCCACUGUCUGGCCGAGCUCUCUCAACAAAUUUCAGAACGGAAUAUCCCUUCCACACUCGCAGAAGAACGUAGAUGCAGUGAAGAGACAGCCCAAAUCACAGUGUCUCUCUGCACUGGUGACACCCAUCUUCAGAGAGUUGAAAGAGGAGAGGCGAGCGAGUGGUAGGAGUCUAGGAGCGAUAGAGGAGCUUGAGAAUGCCUUUAACCUUGCAGAGGAGUCUUGCCCAGGGAUCUCAGACCGCCUGGUCACACACAUGUUGGAAAGGGUGCGGAGGUUUUCACUAAAUGGGAACAGCACCCCUUCCUUGCGGUGAAGCAGUGUCUGCUUCUACUUAAAUUCUCGGUCCCUUCCAGGGAGAGCCGUCUGCACAAGCCCCUUCCCACUACUGUGGAGAAGAGCAGAGCAGAGCAGCAGAUGCCACUCCCCUGGGGGGGGGGGGGGGGG
Messenger RNA from Acipenser ruthenus (sterlet), 3324 nucleotides. RefSeq names its product serine/threonine kinase 25a (gene stk25a). The transcript is spliced from 12 exons. Bases 2168 to 3193 code for a protein of 341 amino acids. NCBI's taxonomy places the organism in Eukaryota, Metazoa, Chordata, Actinopteri, Acipenseriformes, Acipenseridae. Gene Ontology annotation, biological process: protein phosphorylation. The record is from RefSeq and is a predicted model, not a curated record. Gene Ontology annotation, molecular function: ATP binding; protein kinase activity.